Histoplasma capsulatum G186AR is the source of this 357-nucleotide messenger RNA. RefSeq lists its product as uncharacterized. Lineage: Eukaryota; Fungi; Ascomycota; Eurotiomycetes; Onygenales; Ajellomycetaceae. The record is from RefSeq and is a predicted model, not a curated record. The coding region runs from base 1 to 357 and encodes 118 amino acids. The transcript is spliced from 3 exons.
AUGGGUGAUGAUAGUUAUACCAACCAACUGAAGAGAGGCAGUUUGAAAGCCCCACUGCGAGGUGAGAGCAAGGGCGGUUUCUGCAAAAUUGGGAGCGCAUUACCACAGAAGCUAUCACCCGAACCCACGCCUGAGCCGGAAACUCAGGUACUUGCCCCUCGUAAUGACAUCCAAGAGGCAAUGCACCAGAAUGCGAGAGACAUGUCUAAUGUACGUGGCGGGGCCGGCAACGACAACUGGUGUCUUGAGAAGGGAAGGAAUUGCGGCCCAGCUCCGACCCGUUGCUGUAAGGGAUUGAAGUGUGAACGGACUGGAGAGCCCGAUGGCUUCACCUGGCUAGAGUGUAAGCCAGCGUAA